UAUAACCCCAGAGCUGAGCCGCAGGGCUGUCUCUUGCUCUGUUCUCCAGUUAGCUGCCCGAUCUGAUCUCUCAGCCAUGUCCUCAGAGAAGAUCUUCAUAGAGGGGGAGACCUGCAAGGCUGAUUGGCACAAUGCAUCUGCAGGGUACAAUGAGGCUGAUACCCACCUGGAGAUCCUGGGCAAACCAGUCAUGGAAAGGUGGGAGACCCCCUAUAUGCACAGCCUGGCUGGGGUGGCUGCUAGUAAAGGAGGACGAGUGCUAGAGAUUGGCUUUGGCAUGGCAAUAGCAGCCACUAAGGUGGAAGAGUAUAAUAUAGAAGAACACUGGAUUAUAGAAUGCAAUGAUGGGGUAUUUGAGCGGUUACAGGAAUGGGCCAAACGCCAAAAACAUAAGAUUGUCCCACUGAAGGGUCUUUGGGAAGAUGUAGUGUCAACAUUACCAGAUGGACACUUUGAUGGAAUUCUGUAUGACACAUACCCACUCUCUGAAGAGACCUGGCAUACACAUCAGUUCAACUUUAUUAAGGGUCAUGCACAUCGCCUUCUCAAGCCAGGAGGUGUCCUCACAUACUGUAACCUGACGUCUUGGGGAGAGUUACUGAAGACCAAAUACACAGACAUUGAAAAAAUGUUCCAGGAAACACAAAUACCUCCGCUUCUGGAAGCUGGAUUCAAGACUGAAAAUAUCAGCACCACAGUAAUGGACCUAAUCCCUCCUGAAGAAUGUAGAUACUAUGCCUUCCCCAAGAUGAUCACACCCACUAUUCUAAAGGCCUGAGAAUACCUCCUCUCUACCCCACACUACCAGCCAGUUGCACUCACUGACAAACUAGGAUUCAGCAUUUUAGAAUGGAAGUGUCCCCUUUUUAAACGCAGGGGACAUUCCAGUAGUUGAUAGUGAGUUAACAGCCCCUGGAUUUACACCCAGUAUUAAAAGACCUAAAAUUACACUACAGUGCAGUUUACUGUUUGCAAGCAGACGUUUUGCACUCUAGCUAUUUUAUCAUAAUGUGAAUUUUAUGUGGCGUAAAUGCACAAUAAAGUUAUUUGCUUUAAA
Molecule: messenger RNA, 1057 nt
Organism: Rana temporaria (common frog)
Lineage: Eukaryota; Metazoa; Chordata; Amphibia; Anura; Ranidae
Gene: GAMT
Product: guanidinoacetate N-methyltransferase
Exons: 6
Coding region: 77-778 (233 amino acids)
Biological process (GO): creatine biosynthetic process
Cellular component (GO): cytoplasm; nucleus
Molecular function (GO): guanidinoacetate N-methyltransferase activity
Source: RefSeq, a predicted model, not a curated record